UGGUGAAUAGUUCAAAAUGUCUUAUUCCAUAAUUUAAUAUCUAAUACAGUAUGUGGAAGAAGACAUUCAAAACUGUUCACCACCAACUGUCCUGUUUCGUGGGACUCCCUGUAGUUUGAACUUGAUUUUUUGAAUCCCAAAUAAAACUUAAUUUUAAAAGAAGGGGAAAAUUAGGUUGCCUAGCACUUGUUAAGUUAAAAAAGGGUAGAAAUAUGAAAUGAGCCAAUUUUAUUCGUUUUUGAAGUUUGAAACACUUUACCCCCCUACUCCCCCCCGCAAACACACCCGUAGACACUAUUUUCCGGGAUUAUAAAUUUAUUCUUAGUGCGUAAAUAGAUAGUUAAACGGAGUUUGACUUAAUUUACGCAAUUGGCUAUCCAGUAACCGUCUAUUCGAGUCGACAUGCGUCGCACAUCAAAAUUGUCAUUAAUAUAUCAGUCUUGAAAGAGUCUUAUUAGUGCUACAUCAAACUUUUAUUGGCAAGAUAAAAAAAUGUCGGAAACUAUGGGAGAGUGCGCCAAAUGUAAAGUAAGGGUGAAUAAGGAGCACUGUGUUGAGUGUGCCCUUUGUAAAUUGGUCUUUGAUGCUGAUUGUGCGGGGUUGUCGGAGGUAGAGUUCAGAGUACUAGGAGAAGCUCGGAGCAGGGAUGGAGAAAUCCUAGGCACAGGUGGAACUAAUGGAGGCAGUACUGAAAUAUUUGAAAAGCUCAGCAGACCUAUUGAAGAAGUAUUUGGAGGACACAUCGUAGGCAUUAAAGAGGAACGAAUCGAGGGCGUUAAAGAAGAACGAAUUGGAGAAAUAAAAGAGGAAAGAAUCGGAGGACUUAAAGACCAACAAAUCGGAGGAGUUAAGGAUCAUAUUGGAGGAGUAUUCUGGUGCUGUGAAAGCUGUCGUGUCCUAAUGAAGAAGAUGAAACCUGUUGACAAUGACAAUAAAGUUGAUAACAAAAUGGAGGUCAAAGAACUGAAGAAUAAGAAAAGGGAGGAUGAGGACUCAAAGGAGUUAAGAAUGGAGAGUGAAAACCCGCUGCUUACCCUCAUUAAAGAGCUUAAGGUUUCUCAAACAGUGCGUCAACCUGUUAGAUCAACAUACAGGCAUGAUAUCAGAGAAAUAAAGCAUGGUGAACGGUUUCGCUUCACCUCUGAAAGUGUUGGUGAGGGGCAUCCUGACAAGAUGUGUGACCAGAUCAGUGAUGCGAUUCUUGAUGCACAUCUACGUGAGGAUAGUGAUGCGAAGGUUGCUGUAGAAACGGUCACAACAACCGGCCUUAUCAUGUUAAUCGGUCAGGUCACCAGCAAGGCAAAUAUUGACUACCAGAAGGUUGUUAGGGAUACAGUGAAAGAGAUUGGUUAUGAUGACUCAAGUAAAGGGUUUGAUUAUAAGACUCUAAGCCUCCUCGUGGCUCUCGAACAUCAAAGCCCAGAUAUCGCUCAGGGUGUUCAUCACAACGGUGUACUCAAGGAGGAUAUUGGUGCUGGAGAUCAAGGGUUUAUGUUCGGAUAUGCUACAGAUGAAACUGAUGAGUGUAUGCCCCUGACUGUUAUGCUGGCCCAUCAACUGAACAAGAAAAUAGCUGAUCUAAGAAAAGAUGGAUCAUUAUGGUGGGCUAGACCUGAUAGUAAAGCACAGGUGACAUGUGAAUAUUUCUUUGAUAAUGGAGCCUGUAUUCCAAUACGUGUACAUACUGUUGUAGUUUCUGUACAGCAUUCAGAAAAGGUGAGUCUUGAGUACCUGAGAUGUGAUGUCCUGGAGAAGGUUGUGAAGAGAGUAAUUCCCCUGAAAUAUCUGGAUAAAAAUACUGUGGUUCAUAUCAAUCCCUGUGGGAGUUUUGUUAUCGGAGGUCCCAUGGGAGACGCAGGACUUACAGGCAGAAAGAUUAUUGUGGAUACUUACGGCGGGUGGGGUUCCCAUGGUGGUGGCGCAUUUUCUGGAAAGGAUUAUUCCAAAGUAGACCGUUCAGCGGCAUACGCCCUGCGCAUGAUUGCAAAAUCACUGGUCAAGUCAGGUCUCUGCCGCCGCUGUUUAGUCCAGGUCUCUUAUGCUAUUGGACUAUCUGAUCCAUUGGGUAUAGCUGUGUUUGAUUAUGGAACUGGGUCAUUAUCCUCACAGAAGUUGACCGAAAUAGUGAAGAAAAACUUUGAUUUGCGGCCUGGACGAAUAGUUCAAGAUCUGCAGCUACAACAACCAAUAUUUCAACAAACAGCAGCUUAUGGACACUUUGGAAGGAGCUGUUUUCCUUGGGAGCAGCAUAAGCAGCUCCGCUACUGAUCUACACAGAGCUCUUCGGCAAAUCUUCUCUAGAUAGAUUUGAAAUUGACCUAUAUUUCCCUAAGAUUUGUAGAUUUUACAUCCAUAUUAGCCGAUUUUUCACAAACUCUGAUUUUCUAAUCCCUAUAUUCGUACAACCUCAUGUCGUAACCUUAAGAUAUUUCAAACUAUAAAUUCUGUAUGAUCAAAUAGCAUAAGCUUGAAAUAUCAGGGUGUACAACAUUUGGUGCAGGGAUUUGAAAAUCAAAGUUUGUGGCUAAGACUAAAUUCCUUUGGUAGAUUUUCCAUCCAUAUUGGCAGAUUUUUUCCAUAAUUUGGUAAUUUUCCAUAAAUAUUGGCAGAUUUU
Molecule: messenger RNA, 2614 nt
Organism: Eurytemora carolleeae
Lineage: Eukaryota; Metazoa; Arthropoda; Copepoda; Calanoida; Temoridae
Product: S-adenosylmethionine synthase
Exons: 12
Coding region: 493-2268 (591 amino acids)
Biological process (GO): S-adenosylmethionine biosynthetic process
Cellular component (GO): cytosol
Molecular function (GO): ATP binding; methionine adenosyltransferase activity
Source: RefSeq, a predicted model, not a curated record